Messenger RNA from Dreissena polymorpha, 1582 nucleotides. RefSeq lists its product as uncharacterized. The record is from RefSeq and is a predicted model, not a curated record. The coding region runs from base 32 to 1555 and encodes 507 amino acids. The transcript has a single exon. Lineage: Eukaryota; Metazoa; Mollusca; Bivalvia; Myida; Dreissenidae.
AAACCUUCGACGCAUUGUUAGACGCUUGCCCAUGCAUAUGAGAACACGAUGGGUUGAUAUAGCACAUGACAUAAAUGUUAAAUCAGACAGAGAGCCAAAAUUUUCUGAUUUAGUUUGCUUUGUCAACAAAAUGUCACAGACUGCUAGUUCAAUGUAUGCUACCGAUAUUGUUAGAGACAACCAAUCACGUAGCAGUGGUCAUGAUACACAUGUAAAGUCUGACAGCUUUGUAAACACAAAGGUCACAACUCUUACAACGCAUACGGGUAGCGAGUGUGCGAAAUUUGAGCGCAAAUGCAUUUGUUGUUCUGGUAAAUGCAAAGAAUUGGGUGACUGUAAAGCAUAUAUUGACAUGCCAUUAAGUGAGAGGCGGAAGUUUGUUGCCAUACGUAAACUAUGUUUCAAUUGUCUUAAAGGAAGACACAUGUCUGUAAGUUGUAAAAUGUCCAAACAAUGCAAUGUUCCUGAGUGUCAAGGUAAACACCAUUUAUUAUUACAUUGUUGGGUAAAGCCCGAGUCCGACCGCACUGCUUUUCAGCCGUCCGUCAAUUGCGCAACUACAAAAGAUUCGUUGCUAAAGGCGUAUUUGGGUAUCAUACCUGUGAAAAUUACGGGAAUGAACGGCAACACUUGCGAGACUUACGCUCUGAUAGAUGAUGGCGCAGAUAAAUCGUUGUGCGAUGAGCGGCUUUUAAAAAAGCUAGGGCAGCCAGGGAAACCAGUAGAUUUCAAGAUAACGACAGUAAACUCUUCUGGAAGUUCCGUUUCCGGCUCAGAAGUGAAUCUCCGUGUUCAGUCAGCUUCCGGAAGUGACGUACUGGAUUUAAAGAAGGUUUGGUCUGUGAAGAGACUCCCAGUGAACGCCAGAUCAGCCGCUACUGCAGAGAGUAUACGCCGGUUUCCACACCUAGCCGAUAUCCACAUUCCCCGCUUGAUGUCGAGUGACGUAAUGCUGCUCAUAGGUACAGACGCACCGGAAGCGCACAUUCCCAUAGAAGUCCGCGCGGGAGAUGGUCAUCAACCGUAUGCAGUCCGGACGCGACUCGGAUGGGCAAUACGAGGGCCACUUCCAGCAGAAGACAGCCUUAAUGACGUCAACAUCAACUUUGGACACUCCAGUGACGUCAUUUUGCAACAACAACUAGAAAGAAUGUGGACUGCAGAUUUCAACGAUGUAAUGCACUGUGCUAAACCUUCAAUGUCGUUAGAAGAUAUGAAGGCUAUGAAAAUAAUGGAAUCCUCACUUGAAGACGGACAUUACGUGAUGGGACUUUCAUGGCGAGAUGAUGAAGUGUCCAUGCCAAACAAUAUUGUGCUGGCACAUAUUUGUUUACAACAACUUAAGAAGAAACUCUCGCGGGAGCCUAUGCUUCACGAGCAAUAUACCGCGACUGUUAGCGAUUAUAUCGAAAAAGGCUACGCGAAAGAAAUAUCGCAUGGCGAGACAACAGAUCUCACAUGGUACUUGCCGCACCAUCCGGUCACCAAUGACAACAAACCUGGGAAAGUACGUGUAGUAUUUGAUUGUGCUGCAAAAUUCAAGGCGUGUCACUGAAUAGAAAAUUGCUUCAAGGUCCUGACU